CCGGACAAGUUCUGCUUAAAAACCUGUAUCCACGAUGCUAAAAGUCAACUCGAGAUCUUUGACCAUGCUCGUCAAGUGUAUGAAGUGAUGUCAAAACGCCGUGUAAACACUAGUUUAAGCCGGUAAAACCGGAGUAAACCGAUGUUUACACAGCACUUGAAUCAGUAGUUAUAAAAUUGGUAGUCAUAAAACCGAUGUAAAACAGAGCGUGUAAAUGUAUGUUGAGUACUAACUGAUUUUCACCACUCAUAUCUUCUCUUGUCCAUAUCUUUUAUUAAAGAUAUUUUUGCCGGAUUUCAGAUAACAUUUCUUGUAUAAUAGAAUAAUUUGAAUGAUGUUAUGUCAAUUGUGCCGGAAACACAUUUUUGUCCCACUGUUAACUAUUUCACGAAAUAUGGAAAAUAUGAGGUGACAUUAGAUCAAAGGAAACUGAAAACACCGAAAGGACAAAAUUUUGAUGUUAAUAGUAAGCCAUUGGCACUAGCUGUAGCCACUGAAUGGGACAGUCAAGAAGAAACAAUUAAUCGAAGUAAUAUGCAUUUGACUGCAUUAUGUAGCACUGUAUUAGAUAAUCCUAAUAAUCAUCAAAAAGUGGAUAUCAUCAAUUAUAUUGUGAAUUAUUUGGAAACUGAUACAAUUCUGUUUCAUUCGAGCGAAAUCGAUGAUCUGUAUAAACUGCAAACACAGAGGUGGGACCCUUUAAUUCAAUGGUUCUGUGAUCGACUUCAAGUUAAUAUUAUUAAAACCCAGAGCAUAGAAACUCCAAUUGUGCCCCCUGAAACUAAGAAUGCUCUGAAAAGGCAUCUGACAUUUUAUAACGAUAAUGCAAUACAAGGAUUUAUGUACGGAGUUGACAUAUUGAAGUCGGUAAUUCUUACAUUAGCUGCUGCUGAACGUGCAAUUACUGUUCAGGAAGCAGUUAAACUUUCUCGCUUAGAAGAAGAAUAUCAGAUUUCACAUUGGGGAACAGUGGAAUGGUCGCAUGAUCUCAGCAAAGAAGAUAUGCAAGCACGUUUAGCAGCAGCAAUAUUAUUUAUACAUUUAAACUCAACGUCAGUAAGUCAUCAGCCAAAGAUUGAGUUCCAGUAAUGUGUAAAUGAAUGUAUAAAUUUUUAUUUACUAUUUAGUAUUGCACUUGUACAUACUUUUCUUCAGGAUAUGAGGAUUCGCUAGAAAUAAUGUGAACAAAUUUCUUAAAUUUCUUAUAAAUAUUUUAAAAAUG
Messenger RNA from Orussus abietinus, 1222 nucleotides. Its product is annotated as ATP synthase mitochondrial F1 complex assembly factor 2. Gene Ontology annotation, cellular component: mitochondrion. The record is from RefSeq and is a predicted model, not a curated record. NCBI's taxonomy places the organism in Eukaryota, Metazoa, Arthropoda, Insecta, Hymenoptera, Orussidae. Gene Ontology annotation, biological process: mitochondrial proton-transporting ATP synthase complex assembly. The transcript has 7 exons. Bases 340 to 1089 code for a protein of 249 amino acids.